CGCGCUCCGUUCCUCGUUACCCGUCGCCGCCGCCGCCUUCUUCUCCUCGCCAUGUCCCAGCGCGGCGCUCCUGCUGGCGGCUGCUAAGGCGAGCGAGGGAGCAGAGCGACUCGUCCUUUGCUUGGGGUGCGUUUGGCGUGCGCCUUGGGGGGAUGGAGGGCGCCUAAAGCCGGCCGCGGAGUGAGGAGAGCGCGCUCGGGACGGUUUUUCGGGAAGGUGAGGCAGGCAAAGGAGCCAUGGAAGUGCAGUCGGCGACUGGAAGUCCGUCGGUGGCGGCGGCGACAACGGCAGCGGCCCCCGGGCCCGGCGCUCCCCCCUCGGAACCGGCUAAGGAUACGGACCGCCAGCUGCGCCUUCGCCUCUGCGUCCUCAACGAGAUCCUGGGCACCGAGCGGGACUACGUGGGCACCCUGCGCUUCUUGCAGUCGGCCUUUCUGCAUCGAAUUAGACAAAAUGCGGUGGAUAAAGCUGAGAAAUAUAUAACAGAGGAAAAUGUCAAGAUUUUAUUUUCCAAUAUGGAAGAUAUACUUGAUGUUCAUAAUGACUUCCUGACUGCUUUAGAAUAUUGUUUACAUCCGGAACCUCAUUCUCAGCACGAACUGGGAGAUGUCUUCUUAAAAUUUAAAGACAAGUUCAUUGUGUAUGAGGAGUAUUGCAGCAAUCAUGAAAAAGCACUCCGGCUUUUGAUGGAACUGAACAAGAUCCCUCCUGUGAGACAAUUCCUAUUGAGUUGCAUGCUUUUGGGAGGUAGAAAGACUACAGACAUUCCACUUGAAGGUUAUCUCCUAACUCCAAUACAGAGGAUUUGCAAAUACCCACUUCUCCUCAAGGAAUUAGCCAAGAGGACACCCACUAAACACCCAGAUUAUCAAGCGGUAUUGAAUGCGUUACAGGCAAUGAAGACAGUGUGUUCCAAUAUCAAUGAGACCAAAAGGCAGAUGGAGAAGCUGGAAGCUCUUGAGCAAUUGCAGUCUCACAUUGAAGGAUGGGAGGGCUCCAAUUUGACUGACAUUUCAACUCAGCUUCUGCUUCAAGGAAACUUACUAAAAAUCUCAGCCGGAAACAUCCAGGAGAGAACAUUUUUUCUUUUUGAUAACUUGCUCGUUUAUUGCAAGCGGAAAUCCAGAGUUGCUGGGAAGAAAACAUCUAAGCGUACUAAGUCUAUCAAUGGAUCCCUCUACAUUUUCAGAGGGCGAAUAAACACAGAAGUAAUGGAGGUUGAGAAUGUGGAAGAUGGGACAGCAGAUUAUCACAGUAAUGGUUACACGGUAACAAAUGGAUGGAAGAUACACAACACGGCAAAAAACAAAUGGUUUGUCUGUAUGGCCAAGACAGCAGAAGACAAACAGAAAUGGCUGGAUGCUAUAAUUAAGGAGCGGGAACAAAGAGAAAGUCUGAAGCUAGGCAUGGAGAGAGAUGCUUAUGCUAUGAUUGCUGAGAAAGGAGAAAAACUGUAUCACAUGAUGACGAACAAGAAAGUGAAUCUUAUCAAAGACAGGAGGAGAAAAUUAAGCACUGUUCCCAAGUGCUUUUUUGGCAAUGAGUUCGUUUGUUGGUUGAAAGAAAUUGGGGAGAUAAGCAAACCAGAAGAAGGGGUCAAUCUGGGACAAGCUCUGCUGGAGAACGGCAUCAUCCAUCAUGUUGCAGAUAAGCACCACUUCAAAAAUGAACAGGUGAUGUACAGAUUUCGUUAUGAUGAUGGGACAUAUAAGCCACGGAGUGAAUUAGAAGACAUCAUGUCUAAGGGUGUAAGGCUCUAUUGUCGUCUGCACAGUCUGUACACACCAGUGAUAAAAGAUAGAGAUUAUCACUUGAAGACAUACAAAUCAGUGAUCCCAGCAAAUAAACUAGUGGAUUGGUUGAUUGCUCAGGGUGACUGCCAGACCAGAGAGGAUGCUGUGGCACUGGGAGUCGGGCUCUGUAACAAUGGUUUUAUGCAUCAUGGUAAGCCGUUAAUUCUUCCUUAUCCUAACCAAUUAUCAAGGAUUUUAACUUUGUUUCUUUAACCAACAAACGUGGUCAAUUUUAUGACAGACUUUUUAAUCAAGUACACUCUGAAUUACAUCUCCUAGAAUCACAAUCUUUCCCCCCAAUAUAUUUUUGACAGCUACUAAACUGGACUUUAGGCAACAGCCAAGCCCAGAUAUUCCAGUUGCUUCCCCUCUGUCUAAAAAUAGUAAAAUUCUGGUAAAGAAUCUU
Messenger RNA from Thamnophis sirtalis, 2199 nucleotides. Lineage: Eukaryota; Metazoa; Chordata; Lepidosauria; Squamata; Natricidae. The record is from RefSeq and is a predicted model, not a curated record.